Brettanomyces nanus is the source of this 762-nucleotide messenger RNA. RefSeq lists its product as uncharacterized. Gene Ontology annotation, cellular component: nucleus; cytosol. Gene Ontology annotation, molecular function: nuclear import signal receptor activity. The coding region runs from base 1 to 762 and encodes 253 amino acids. The transcript has a single exon. Lineage: Eukaryota; Fungi; Ascomycota; Pichiomycetes; Pichiales; Pichiaceae. The record is from RefSeq and is a predicted model, not a curated record. Gene Ontology annotation, biological process: protein import into nucleus.
AUGUUUGGCUCAACUUUAGCAGGCAGAGCGAUCAGUUUGGCACAACAGAUUGACUCAUCUCAGUAUACAAUUAAAUACGAUGAACUUUCGGUGAAGAACGUAUAUCAUUUGUCGAUCUUUCUGUUACCCAACAUUCAAUUUGACCCUUCAUUUGUUGCUCUGAUCUACUACCAGUUCCAGGUGAAUGGUAGGGACGCCUCUGCACCACCUUUUGUCAGUACCGAGUUUAAGCUAUUAGGAGGUCUCACUGCACAGAAACAGAGUGCUAUAUUCAAGAUCAACCCGGGGAACAUAGGGUCGAUCGACGUUGCAUCCUCUGUUAUGCCAUCAGAGGGUGACAUAGAUAUGGAUGGAUCUGGUGAAGGUACUGGUGGUACUGGUGGUACUGGUACUGGUACUGGUACGGAAGGUACUUCGGCCUCGAUCAUAUUAGGCAUCUCGAUCGAACCUAAUGAUACUGCAUUGCCUCAGCUAGAACAGCUAAAAUUAUCAGGAGCAACGAACGCUGCAUAUAACUCACAGUCAUUGGUUACUGUGAAUUCCCCGGCAAACGCUGCUCUUGCUGCAUCUAAGGACCUUACUCAAUCGCAGGUUCUUGAAUUUUCCAAUAAGAUUAUCGGUAACGCUUACAAUUUCUUAAGUUCUUUUGCGGACUCAAAUAACAAAGUAUCCAUGAACAAGUUCAAUGACUGGUGGAACAGGUUCAAGAGUCGGAUGAGCAGCGAUCCUGGGUAUUUAAAGAGGUUGUGUGAAGCAGAGUGA